AUGACAUCUAUCGUGGAACCUCCGCUGGACACAGUGCCGCCUCCUGAUGAUACUGUAGCUGUGCCUCCCUCCAUGGCUGCUCCCCCGCCGGACACCAUUGCAGGGCCUCCUGAUGACAUCAUGGCUGCUCCCCCGCCGGACACCAUUGCAGGGCCUCCUGAUGACAUCAUGGCUGCUCCCCUCGGACACCAUUGCAGGUGGCUGGUCCUGGUGCCACGUGGCUUCUCCCCCACCGACACCAUCGCGGCACCUCCUGAUGACACAGUGGCUGGUCCUGAUGAACCGUGGCUGGUCCUGAUUGACACCGUGGCUGGUCCCGAUGACACAGUGGCUGGUCCUGAUGACACCGUGGCUGGUCCUGAUGACACCGUGGCUGGUCCUGAUGACACCGUGGCUGGUCCUGAUGACACCGUGGCUGGUCCUGAUGACACCGUGGCUGGUCCUGAUGACACCGUGGCUGGUCCUAAUGACACCGUGGCUGGUCCUGAUGACACCGUGGCUGGUCCUGAGUGA
Coregonus clupeaformis (lake whitefish) is the source of this 513-nucleotide messenger RNA. Its product is annotated as mucin-7-like. The record is from RefSeq and is a predicted model, not a curated record. Bases 1 to 513 code for a protein of 170 amino acids. The transcript is spliced from 2 exons. NCBI's taxonomy places the organism in Eukaryota, Metazoa, Chordata, Actinopteri, Salmoniformes, Salmonidae.